AAUGGUCUCCGUCAACGGCAAAAAAGUGAAGAUUGUCAAGAAGCGAACUCGCCGUUUCACUCGACAUGAAUCUGACCGCUACAUUCGUGUCAAACCAAAUUGGCGCAAACCUAAGGGUAUUGAUAACCGUGUGAGACGUCGUUUCAAAGGCCAACGGAAGAUGCCAAAGAUUGGUUAUCGAAAUGCUCGAGUGACACGUCAUAUGUUGCCUAGCGGUUUUCGAAAAGUUUUGGUUCACAACGUUAAGGAUUUGGAUGUUCUCCUAAUGCAAAACAAGCAAUAUUGUGGUGAGAUUGGGCAUGCUGUUAGCUCCAAAAAGCGAAAGGAUAUUGUUGAACGGGCAAAACAAUUGCGAAUUACUCUGACCAACGGCAACGCUCGUCUUCGUACUGAGGAGAAUGAAUAG
Messenger RNA from Meloidogyne enterolobii, 406 nucleotides. Lineage: Eukaryota; Metazoa; Nematoda; Chromadorea; Rhabditida; Meloidogynidae. The record is from the annotation of a GenBank genome assembly.